This is a messenger RNA of Cadophora gregata, 567 nucleotides long. RefSeq lists its product as uncharacterized. The transcript is spliced from 5 exons. Lineage: Eukaryota; Fungi; Ascomycota; Leotiomycetes; Helotiales; Ploettnerulaceae. The record is from RefSeq and is a predicted model, not a curated record. The coding region runs from base 1 to 567 and encodes 188 amino acids.
AUGCUUUUCAACGCAUUCUUUUUCAUUACGAGCUUAGCAGCUGGUUCUGCAUUUGCCUCAACAAUCGACGCUCCAAUCGAAGACACUCUCAUUCUCCCCCGCCAACAAGGCCAGACCCACGUCGUCGUAGUCGGCAGCCUGCAAAAUCCCAACGCUGUCACAUUCACUCCAAACUCAAUCAAAGCAGCCGCAGGAGACACAGUACAAUACCAGUUCGUAUCGGCGAAUCAUACAGCCACGCAAGCUUCGGGGCCACAAGCAGCGUGCAAACCUGCCAAGAAUGCUGUGAACAGUGGCUUCAUGCCUGUACAGCAAGGUGCAUCGAAAGUCAAGACGUUUACCAUGGUCGUACAGGAUGAUACUCAGCCCAUGUACAUGUACUGCGCUGCUGCGAACCAUUGUCAGCAAGGAAUGGUCAUGACCAUCAACGCAGCGUCGGGAGACAUGAAAGCCUUCAAGUCUGCUGCGCAGAAGGCGAAAAACAACGUUGCAGCUAAGAAUGUCAGUGGAGGAACGGCCGGGAGAAUUGCCACUAAGCAGGUGGGCAAGCAGCCAGCUGGCAAUUAA